Messenger RNA from Cyanistes caeruleus (blue tit), 386 nucleotides. Lineage: Eukaryota; Metazoa; Chordata; Aves; Passeriformes; Paridae. The record is from RefSeq and is a predicted model, not a curated record.
AUCAGUGGAUGACUCAGAUUCAGAAGAACAACAGUGAGCUGGUGACUCAGCACUUCCUGGGGAAGACAUUUGAGAAUCGAGCAAUGUAUUACCUACAGAUCAGCCAACCAUCAAAUGAACCCAAAAAGAUAAUUUGGAUGGACUGUGGGAUUCAUGCCAGAGAAUGGAUCUCUCCAGCCUUCUGUCAGUGGUUUGUAAAAGAAAUUCUUCAAAAUUACAAAACUGACCCAAAGAUAAAUAGAUUUCUGCAGAAUUUAGACCUCUAUGUCUUGCCAGUUCUCAAUAUUGAUGGCUACAUCUAUUCCUGGGAAAAAGUAAGUAGUGAAAAUCCAGGAACUAGGCUGAAAGUUAGAUGUGCCCAGCAUGUAUUGUUAUUUUAGAGAGGG